Molecule: messenger RNA, 495 nt
Organism: Dacryopinax primogenitus
Lineage: Eukaryota; Fungi; Basidiomycota; Dacrymycetes; Dacrymycetales; Dacrymycetaceae
Exons: 1
Coding region: 1-495 (164 amino acids)
Source: RefSeq, a predicted model, not a curated record
AUGGCGAGCAAAUGCACUAUGCCUACUGGCAGGGAGUCUCCCUCGGUCCCCCGCUUUUCUCCCACACCCCUCAGCAUCACCCAUUAUUUUGUGGCAUUGGAAAAACUAUUCAGCUUGUGCAAACCUGCUGUCACUGGUGGAGGAGACAAGAUCGAUGGGGCCCAUUUUUACACUGAUGACAACACCUAUGAAUUAUGGGCACAGAUUCACAACAGCAUGGAUGAUGUGGACAAGAACUCAUAUGAGGAUUUCAAGACCAAAAUACUGAAGUACUAUCCUGGUGCUGUGAACAAUGAACACCAGUAUGCAACUCAGGACCUCAAUGACCUUGUUCACAAGUGGCAACACCACAUUAAGACCAAGGGCAAAUUUGCUGAAUUCUACAGGGACUUCUACUCAAUUUCUACAUGGCUCAUCAAGCACAACUGGAUUUCUGUUCUCAACCAACAGAAGUCCCUCCUCUGUGUACUCAAAUUCCUGCCCACCAAAAGCUGA